ACUAAACUUCAUGUAAUUUUAUUUCCUUAAUCCAAUAACAUAAAAGCCCAUGCAACUUAAGUUUCCCGAAGCACAAAUUAGCCUCUUGUCUCCUAAUAUCUUCUUCUUUUUUUUCUUUUUUCUUUUUUUUUUUAAAGAAACAGUAGAGAUAUUCAAAUUUAAAAUGUUAGCUCAAAUCGAUAAAUUCACUUGUAGCUGUAGGCCUUGUGUCCCCUAACUAUUACAUAAACAAACUCUUCCUGCUUUUUUUUUUUUUCAAUUAACUGUAAUGGCAUUCUCUCUUCUAAACCUGCUGCUGCUCCUCUUUUUCUUUUCUCCAAUCUUCUUCUCUUCUGCUUGGGCUGCCAACAUUUCUUCUUCUUCUUCUGCAAAUUCUCUAGACACCCAUCUCUCUUCCUUAAGAAAUUUCUGCAGUGGGAGACCCUACCCAGAUGCAUGUUUUGAUUCAUUAAAGCUCUCUAUCUCCAUAAACAUCAGCCCAAACAUCCUCAACUAUAUUCUCCAGACUCUCCAAACAGCAAUAUCCGAGGCUGGGAAGCUUACAAAUCUAUUCUCUUCUGCUGGUAGUUCAUCAAAUAUUAUCCAGAAACAAAGAGGGACAAUUCAAGAUUGCAAAGAACUUCAUGAGAUUACAUUGUCUUCCUUAAAGAGAUCAGUUUCAAGGAUUCAAGCAGGUGAUUCCCAAAAACUAGCUGAUGCAAGAGCUUACCUUAGUGCAGCACUAACAAACAAGAACACUUGUUUAGAAGGACUGGAUUCUGCUUCUGGUCCGUUAAAGCCUGUUCUUGUAAAUUCCGUGAUUAGUACAUACAAGCAUGUGAGUAACUCUAUCUCAAUGAUCCCUAGUCCAAAUAGUGAAAAGGGUCAGAAGAAUCGCCGCCUUUUAGGAUUUCCAAAAUGGUUGUCGAAGAAAGAUCGAAGGAUUUUGCAAAGUGAUGAUGGUGAUGAAUAUGACCCUAGUGAAGUGCUUGUAGUAGCUGCAGAUGGAACUGGAAGUUUUACUACUAUUACUGAUGCUAUAAACUUUGCUCCUAAGAAUAGUUUUGACAGAAUAAUUAUCUCUGUCAAAGAAGGUGUAUACGAGGAGAAUGUAGAAAUCCCAAGUUAUAAGACUAACAUAGUUCUAAUUGGUGACGGAAGUGAUGUUACAUUCAUUACUGGUAACAGAAGUGUUGAUGAUGGUUGGACCACUUUCAGAUCUGCAACUCUCGCUGUGUCUGGUGAGGGUUUCUUGGCAAGGGAUAUAACAAUUGAAAACACAGCAGGAGCGCAGAAGCACCAAGCAGUUGCCCUUCGCAUAAAUGCAGACCUAGCAGCAAUGUAUAGAUGCACCAUUAACGGAUACCAAGACACAUUAUAUGUGCACUCAUUUCGGCAGUUUUAUCGAGAGUGUGACAUAUACGGAACCAUAGAUUACAUAUUUGGUAAUGCUGCAGUAGUGUUCCAAGCUUGUAACAUUGUAUCUAAAAUGCCAUUGCCUGGCCAAUUCACUGUCAUUACUGCCCAAUCACGCGAAAUUCCUGAAGAAGAUACUGGGAUUUCGAUACAGAAUUGCUCGAUUCUGGCGACUGAGGAUCUGUACUCAAAUGCUUCCAGUGUUAAAAGCUAUCUAGGCAGGCCAUGGAGGACCUACUCGAGAACUGUGAUUCUUGAGUCCUACAUUGAUGACUUCAUCAAUCCAACAGGGUGGAUCGAGUGGCCUGGUAAUCAAGGAUUAGACACACUGUAUUAUGGGGAGUAUGAUAAUUACGGACCUGGUUCUGCUACCGACAAUCGAGUUACUUGGCAAGGAUAUCAUGUGAUGGAUUACUAUGAUGCCUUUAAUUUUACUGUAUCAUAUUUCAUUACUGGUGAUGAGUGGCUCGAUUCCACUUCAUUUCCUUAUGAUGAUUCAAUUUGAAGCUUAAAAUGACUUAGUGUUGAUAUUUAGAUAUGUCCUUGUCAAUUGGGCUGACUAAGUAGCCUAAUAUUUCCAAAUCCUACAUGAAUGAUAGAAUCUCUUUACAUCUCA
Ricinus communis (castor bean) is the source of this 2011-nucleotide messenger RNA. RefSeq names its product probable pectinesterase/pectinesterase inhibitor 12. The transcript is spliced from 2 exons. Gene Ontology annotation, molecular function: pectinesterase inhibitor activity; pectinesterase activity. NCBI's taxonomy places the organism in Eukaryota, Viridiplantae, Streptophyta, Magnoliopsida, Malpighiales, Euphorbiaceae. The record is from RefSeq and is a predicted model, not a curated record. Gene Ontology annotation, biological process: cell wall modification. The coding region runs from base 269 to 1900 and encodes 543 amino acids.